AUGCUUUUGAUGAAAAGUCAACUAAAAUUUUUUAAAAGACAAACUCCAAUUGCAUCACAAUCCGCAAGCAAAAAAACUUCAACAAAAAGCUCGGCAAGUCCGAGUGCUACUAUAAGCACAACGAACAAAAAAAGCGCCACUAAAUCUGUUUCCUCAAGUAGUAGUACAAAUAGUCAACCGUCGCCGACUGUAACUAAAGUUGAAUCAUCAAUUACGACCAAAUCGUCAUCUACAACUGAUCCAUCUUCACCAUCAAUAACCGAUUCUUCAUCAUCAAUUACGACCACGAAUAAUGGAAUUACUACCGAACUUCCUACAAUAUCCAUUCCAACCAAUGCAUCAGCUACACAAACAAUAACAAGGAGCGUAUCGAUCUCUUCGUCCACUGACCCUUCUGAAAUAACUAUAUCGGUAAGGACUUCUGAUAAUAGUGAGACUCUUUUGCCAACAAUUAUUAUUCCUUCUUCUAUAACUGGUCCAGUACCAACUACUUUUUUGCCAACAAUUAUUGUUCCUAGUACUGUAGAUGGUACAGCACCAACUGCAACUCGCCCUGUU
This is a messenger RNA of Entrophospora candida, 558 nucleotides long. Lineage: Eukaryota; Fungi; Glomeromycota; Glomeromycetes; Entrophosporales; Entrophosporaceae. The record is from the annotation of a GenBank genome assembly.